AUGAAUUACAGUAAUUCGGUUCUCAUUGGAAAUUGGAGCGAGGAAAGACUGAAGAAUGAGUACGAAUUCAAGUUGUUUCUACGAAAGCGCGAGAGAAAGGAAUUGUUGUUGCAAAGGUCCAGAACAUUAUUUAGCAAUUUAUUGAAGGAGCGACCACUUGCAAUAAGCGGAACUUUCGUAUUGUAUGGUUUUAACGUACAAGUUGUCGCUUCGGAUAUGCUAGUUAAAACCAAGUCCGCCACCGGAAAGCCUCAGUAUGGAUUAGCAUUAUCAAGCUUAGUGUCUGAACGACAAGUCGAUUGCUUGCAGAACAUCAAUGAUGGAUGCCUAAUGACUCUUUCACCCAUAACUACACCUUGCUGUCGGAAUACUUUUGUUAUACUUAGUGCAGCUGAUGAAAGUCUCCACGGAGAAAAAUUAAAUUAUGGCGAUGAAUUCUUGCUCAGGGCUGAAAACUACGGUGAUCCAGAUGCACCACCACUAUAUGUGCGGUAUACGCCUGAAGGAACUCCAGGACCAGCGGAUCGGAUGCCUAUACGAUUAAGUACUAGCAAAGAUAGUAGUUGUCGUUGGACUACCAUGCCACUACUGCCUCGUGAUCGGCUUGAAGGGUUAGGGAGUCCAGUGAAGACGGGAGCUAAGUUAGUCCUGAAGAACUGUGUUGCAGAUAAGAGUUUAUGUGUUAUGAAUCAAAAUUGGAUGCAAACUUUUUUUGGAUCUGAGUGUGGCGUGACAUGCCGCAAUUACAUAGAUGUUCAUAAAAGGUACACGGCGGAGAACAUUUUCACUCUGGUCAGCGAUGUGGAAACUAAAAAGAAAAAUUAA
Molecule: messenger RNA, 825 nt
Organism: Bombyx mandarina (wild silkworm)
Lineage: Eukaryota; Metazoa; Arthropoda; Insecta; Lepidoptera; Bombycidae
Product: cilia- and flagella-associated protein 161
Biological process (GO): cilium assembly
Cellular component (GO): motile cilium
Source: RefSeq, a predicted model, not a curated record